Cephus cinctus (wheat stem sawfly) is the source of this 2037-nucleotide messenger RNA. Its product is annotated as trichohyalin. The coding region runs from base 202 to 1956 and encodes 584 amino acids. The transcript is spliced from 8 exons. The record is from RefSeq and is a predicted model, not a curated record. NCBI's taxonomy places the organism in Eukaryota, Metazoa, Arthropoda, Insecta, Hymenoptera, Cephidae.
AAUCAGGCCCAUUGGCAAUCUCCCUACUCACCUCGGGCUAGCUUCUCGUACAGUACCAUACAGUACAGUUUUACUCGGUUGUGCUUCUUGCCGUCUUAAGAACAUCAUGUAAAGCCGACUAAGAACACCUGUAUAGUGUUUUUUAAAUUAUAUUAGACAGUAGAGCUUAACUAUUACCGUAGACCUCCAGACGAAGGUAUUAUGAGGAUCAAACCGUCUCUGUAUUAUGAUGUGUAUGAUUUCCGCACAAAUUCAACUCCAUAUCUUUCACACGAUCCUCAAGAAUGUGCUUUGAAUUCUGUCGAAACGGAGUUGAAACGCCUUAAAAUUAAAGAGUGCAAUGUUAGAAAUAAGAAUAAAAAUCGUGCACGAUGUGCGGCAUCCUUGGGGAGUUUAUAUCCGUCGAAGAAUAGACGCAAGUCGAACGUCAUAUAUCUAAAGGGUAGCGGUGAACUGACUAGACCAGAUAAUUUGUUGGAAAAGCGACAAUCCAAAUUUGAAAGGUCAACCUCUCCUGGGAAAAAUAGUAAUAAUAUGAAUAGAAAUGCGAGUAUUGAAACAACUACUAGUUUCUCUCGAAAAUCCAGUAUGGAUAUGAGUUCCAGUUCUAGUUAUGGUUCUCAAUUCUCCUCCCACGAACGUACAAUUAAAUUAGGAUCACUGAGAAAAGCCAUGUCAAUCUCAGCUUCCACAGUCACUUCGAAAUCUUAUGUGAAUAAUGUGCUUCCAAGUCUCUCAGGGAAGCUAUGGAGAAAGUGUUCAAGGGGUUCCAUCGAUGGGAUUCACUUAUCAGAGCAUGACAGAAGAAUAUUAGAAAUGAUGGCCUAUAAAAAACAAUUGGAACGAGAGAACGAAGAAUUUGCAUACAGGGUACAUUUGAUGUGGGAAAGGGAAUUGGAGGAGAAGCGUAAACACGAUGACUACGAGGCGCAAAAGUGGCGAGAAUAUGUUAUGGAGAAAAGAAAAAUAGAAUCAGCAGAAUGUGCCAAGAAAUUGGAGGAUGUCGAGGAUGUUCAUCGAAGGAAUAAAAAACUCCUGGAGAGAAAUAUUGCUGAAAAGGAAUUGAGAGCAAAUCGUGCUAAAGAAAUUUUACGACAGUGCAAGAAUAUUGAGACGGAGGAGAAAAUCUUAUUGAAUUAUAAGCGAAAAGCUAAAGUAGAAUUUAAUCAGCAACAAAUGGAAAUGGAAACGGCAAUGCUUCAAUUGAAUUGGGACAAACAAACACGUGAUAAAUUAAAAAAAGCUCAGGAAUCUCGUACUAGCUCUCAGGAACUCUAUAGAAGAAGAGUCGCUUCGACAAAUAGAUUGGAGGAAAUAAGACAUCAGGAAAGGUUAGAGCAGGUGAAUUUUGAAACAGAAGUAGCGUUGCGUAAGCUUCAGGAACAAUGUCGUAAAAAGGAGGAACAUGCUGAAUUGAAGUAUCAAGCACUUUUAACAGUUCGUGAUCGCAAUAUGUUGCAGCAAAGCAAUUUGCGCGAUUUAAGACAACAGAGAGUACAAGCAAUGCAUCGACAACUGGAAGAGGGUUUUGCUAAAUGGCAGAUGCAAGUAUUGCAAUUGCAGCGACAAGCCGUAGAAAGAGCAAUGUUUAAGGCUGUCAAGGAAAAAUUAGGAAGAAAGGAAAGAGUAGCAAUGGAGAAUAAAUCUAGAUUGGAACACCAUAACGAAAUAAUGAAAAAAGUGAUGGAUAUGGAAAGAGCUAAAACGCAAUGUUUGAAGGAAGCAACGAGAAGAAAAGAGGCAAAAAUGGGAAGAUUGAGACGUGAGAGAGAGAAUUCUCUGAGAGAGUCAAGAACGCAAGCACAGACUUCAGCAAGUUUACGAGAACAUGUUAGAAGAACUUUAUCGCCAGAAAAUUUUGAUAGAAAAGUAGCAAGAACUGCUCUAAUAACAAGACACGUUAGACCAUCAACAUCUAGUCCAACAAUGACUAGAUCUCACAUAUUACUCGGUUAAAAUAAUCUAAAUUUACUUUUAAAAAAUGUGAUAAAAAUUAACUUACAUUGGUAAAAUAAUAAAUAUCAAUCUUGCCUCGUC